CCACUGCUAGCUGUAGCCGAGCGCUGUGAUGCAGCAGAUAAGCAAGCUAACACUGACCCCAAAAGGUCUGCUUUUAUAAAGUGGGGCACUUUGGACCGGUCUACUUGCUGGACUGAUGGCUCCAGAGUGACACGCCAUGGCGCUGAUGAUCCCCCCAGUUAAACUCAAAUGGCUGGAGCACCUGAACAGCUCGUGGAUCACGGAGGACAGCGAGUCCAUCGCCACGCGGGACGGGGUGUCGCUGCUCUACUCCAAGCUGCUGGCCAACAAAGAGGUGGUGCUGCUCCCCCAGCAGGUGCUGUGCCUGAAGGGCCCCCAGCUGCCGGACUUUGAGCGCGACUCCCUCUCCAGCGAUGAGCAGGAGCACUACCUGGACGCCCUGCUCAGCAGCCAGCUGGCCUUGGCCAAGAUGGUGUGCUCUGACUCGCCGUUCGCCGCCGCGCUGCGGAAACGCGUGCUGGUGCUGCAGCGCAUCUUCUACGCUCUCUCCAACAAGUACCACGACAAAGGCAAGGUGAAGCAGCAGCAGCACUCCCCAGAGAGCACCUCGGGUUCGGCUGACCUGCACUCCGUCAGCGAGCGCCCGCGCUCCAGCACCGACGCCCUCAUCGAGAUGGGCGUCCGCACGGGCCUCAGCCUGCUGUUCGCGCUGCUGCGCCAGAGCUGGAUGAUGCCGCCUCCCCCAGGCGGCGGCGGCGGCCAAGGAGCCAGCAUCAACCUUUGUAAUGACGUGAUCCAUACGGCCAUCGACGUGGUCAGCUCGCUGCCGCCGCUGUCUCUGGCCAACGAGAGCAAGAUCCCUCCCAUGGGUCUGGACUGCCUGGCCCAGGUCACCACCUUCCUGAAGGGCGUGACCAUGCCCAACUCCGGGGCGGACAUCUUAGGCCGCCGCCUGGCCUCGGAGCUGCUGCUGGGCCUGGCGUCCCAGAGGGGUUCCCUGCGAUACCUGCUGGACUGGAUAGAGAUGGCGCUGGCCGCGUCGGCUGUGGUGAGCAGCAUGGAGGAGGGCGCGCUGCUGCAGAGCCAGGAGGGCCUGAUGGGAUACGACUGCUUCAUGAACAUCCUGAUGCAGAUGAGGCGCUCCCUGGGCUCCACAGGAGAUCGCAGCCAGUGGAGGGAACCCACGAGGACCCCCGAUGGCCUCUGCUCCUUAUACGAAGCGGCGCUCUGCCUGUUUGAGGAGGUGUGUCGGAUGGCAUCAGACUACUCUCGCACCUGCGUCAGCCCUGACAGCAUCCAGACGGGCGAGGCUCCGGUGGUCUCAGAGACCUGCGAGGUGUACGUGUGGGGCAGCAACAGCAGCCACCAGCUGGUGGAGGGAACGCAGGAGAAGAUCCUGCAGCCCAAGCUGGCUGCCAGCUUCGCCGAUGCUCAGACGAUCGAGGCGGGUCAGUACUGCACGUUUGUGAUUUCCUCCGACGGCUCCGUCCGAGCCUGCGGGAAAGGUAGCUACGGCCGCCUGGGCCUCGGAGACUCAAACAACCAGUCGACGCUUAAGAAGCUGACCUUUGAACCCCACCGAGCCAUCAAGAAAGUGUCCUCGUCUAAGGGCUCGGACGGACACACCCUGGCCUUCACCACGGAGGGCGAGGUGUUCAGCUGGGGCGACGGCGACUACGGAAAACUGGGACAUGGGAACAGCUCGACUCAGAAAUAUCCAAAACUCAUCCAGGGGCCUCUGCAGGGGAAGGUGGUAGUGUGUGUGUCUGCUGGCUACAGACACAGUGCUGCCGUCAGUGAGGAUGGGGAGCUCUACACCUGGGGGGAGGGAGAUUUUGGCAGACUAGUUUUUCAUCAGUUGUUUCUCUUUUACCGCUUCCUACGGAAGAGGAUUAGGCCCAAAGUGGUGGAGGCCCUGCAGGGGAUGUUCAUCAGGAAAGUUUGUGCAGGAAGUCAGUCGUCUCUGGCGCUCACCUCCACCGGACAGGUCUACGCUUGGGGCUGCGGCGCCUGUCUGGGCUGCGGUUCGUCUGAAGCCACGUCCCUCAGGCCCAAAAUGAUAGAGGAGCUGGCUACGACCAGAGUGGUGGACAUCUCCAUCGGGGACAGCCACUGCCUGGCCCUCUCUCAUGACAACGAGGUCUAUGCGUGGGGAAAUAAUUCCAUGGGCCAGUGUGGCCAGGGCAACUCCACUGGCCCCAUUACUAAACCCAAGAAGGUGGUCGGCCUGGACGGGGUGGCCAUCCAGCAGAUCUCUGCAGGGACGUCCCACAGCCUGGCCUGGACCGCUCUGCCCAGAGACAGGCAGGUGGUUGCCUGGCAUCGGCCGUACUGUGUGGACCUGGAGGAAAGCACCUUCUCUCAUCUGCGCUCCUUCUUGGAGCGGUACUGUGAUGGCAUCAACAGCGACGUUCCCCCGCUGCCCUUCCCCUCGUCCAGGGAGCAUCAUAACUUCCUCAAACUGUGCCUUCGGCUUUUAUCCAAUCACCUGGCUCUGGCUCUGGCUGGGGGCGUGGCCACGAGUAUCUUGGGUCGGCAGGCCAGGCCACUGAGGAACCUUCUCUUUAGGCUGAUGGACGCCUCGGUGCCAGAUGAGAUCCAAGAGGCCGUCAUCGAGACGCUGUCUGUGGGGGCCACCAUGCUGCUGCCCCCGCUGAGAGAGAGGAUGGAGCUGCUUCACUCCCUGCUGCCUCAAGGCCCCGACAGAUGGGAGAGUCUCUCUAAAGGACAGAGGAUGCAGCUGGACAUCAUCCUGACCAGCCUCCAGGACCACACCCACGUAGCCUCGCUGCUCGGCUACAGCUCCCCGGCAGAUGGCCCUGAUGCUCUGUCCUCCGGCCCCACCUUCGCAGGGUACCCCGACCCCAGCUACGGCACCACGGGGGCCCCCCCAGACACCCACCUGGCUGAGAUCCUGAUGAAGACGCUGCUCAGGAACCUGGGCUUUUACACCGACCAGGCUUUGGGCGAGCUGGAGAAGAACAGCGAUAAGCUGCAGCAGCGCACCUCGUCAUCAGACAGCAGCCAGCCGGCUCACCUCCACCAGCUGCUCUGCUCCCUGCAGAAGCAGCUCCUGGCCUACUGUCACAUCAACGCCGUCACUGAGAACUCCAGCAGCGUGGCUCUGCUCCACAAGCACCUGCAGCUCCUGCUGCCUCACGCCACCGAUAUCUUCUCGCGCUCCGCUGCCCUGCUGAAGGAGAGCUCCUGGAACGGCAGCAUUCGAGAGAAGCUUCAAGACGUGAUCUUCGUGUCGGCGGCGGGCAGCAUGCUGUGUCAGAUCAUCAACUCGCUGCUGCUGCUCCCGGUUCCGGUGGUGAGGCCGCUGCUGAGCCACCUGCUGGACCUGCUGCCGCCGCUGGACCGACUCAACAGGCUGCUGCCGGCUGCGUCUCCGCUGGAGGACCAGGAGCUGCAGUGGCCUCUUCACGGUACGUCGGACGUGGCCGAGACGGCCGCAGGAACGUCGCUGCCGGCGCCAGCGCUGUCCUGGGUGUGGCUGGUGGACCUGGAGCGGACCGUGGCCCUGCUGGUGGGCCGCUGCUUAGGCGGGAUGCUGCAGGGCGCUCCCACCUCGCUGGAGGAGCAGGACACCGCCUACUGGCUCAAAACGCCGCUGUUCAGCAACGGCUUGGAGAUGGACACUGCUCAGCUGGAUUCCUGCAUCAGCUCCAUGCUGGAGGCGGCGCUUUCAGGGAACGAGGAGCAGAAGCCGAUGGACUGCCCUCUGCAACCGGACCUCGGCGUUCUGGUUGACCUGGCUCUGGGUUCCUCCAAAGAACCAGCCAACAGUCUGUGGAUCAACAUGCAGGACUAUGCCCUGAGUAAAGACUGGGACAACGCGUCCCUGAAUAAUGAGUCCCUGCUGGACACCGUCUCGAGGUUUGUGUUGGCAGCUCUGCUGAAGCAUACGGGGCUGCUGAGCCCAGCCUGCGGCGAGGGAAGGUACCAACCGUCCAAGUCUCUGGCAGAGGUCUAUCGCAGCGUCUAUAAAGUACGGAACCGCCUGCUGGCCUGUAAGAACCUGGACUUUAUCCAGACCAGGUCUUCGUCCCGGGAGAGACGGAUUUCAGACAACCAGGACUCUCUGGACAUGGACCCCCAGGAGCACUCGUUCACCCGCACCAUUGAUGAGGAGGCGGAGCUGGAGGAGAGGGCCGACCGCGAGAGAGAAGACGGACACCAGAAUCAGGACGAGGAGGAGGAGGACCGGGAUCACGAAGUGAUGACAGCUGGAAAAAUCUUUCAAUGUUUCCUCUCAGCACGGGAGGUAGCUCGCAGUCGGGACAGAGAGCGGGCCAGCAGCAGUACGGGCCUGGGAUCUGGCUCGGGAUCUGGGUCCCGGAGCGGAGCGGCAGCAUCGGGAGGAGGAGAGGAGGAGGUCGCUCUGUCGCAGGAGGAGAGGCGGGGCAGCGGGGGUCUCCCGGAAGGCCAGGAUCUCUACACCGCCGCCUGCAACUCCGUGAUCCACCGCUGCGCCCUGCUGCUGCUGGGGGUCAGCCCGGUUCUGAGCGAGCUGAGCAAACAGAACCAGGAGGAGGGCCCGGCCCAGUCCGCCACAGGAACACAGGAAUGUCUGGGCUUCAUGACCAGGAGCGAGAGUCUGAGUGCCGAGAGCCGCUCUGUGCAGAACAGCCCCGGCUACCGCCUCAUGAAGUCCAGGAGCGAGUCGGAUCUGUCCCAACCGGAGUCUGAUGAGGAGAGCUACAGCCUGAGCGGACGAAGGAACGUGGACCUGGACCUGGCCUUCUCUCAUAAGAAGCGAGGAAUACUCCACAGCUCUCCCGACUCCCUGGCCGAGUCCUGGUUCAGGUCUAAGCUCAGCCACCAGCGCAGCUACGGCUCGGCCCACUCGUACGAAGAGUCGGACCUGGACCUGAACCGCUCCCUGGGGAUCCACGCUCUCAUCGACAACAUGGUCAGCUUCAUCAGCGGCGACGUGGGCCUGGCUCCGGCCUUCAAGGAACCGGAGGAGGGGAUGUCCACCAGUCCACAGGCAGCCAUCUUGGCCAUGGAGCAGCAGCAGAGCAGGGCGGAGCUGCGGUUGGAGGCGCUCCAUCAGAUCGUUGUGCUGAUCUCCGGCAUGGAGGAGAAAGGCAGCCAGCCGGAGAGCGCCGACCGCUCCAGCGCUGCCUUCCAGUCCUCCUCCCUGCUCACCUCCGUCAGGCUGCAGUUCCUGGCGGGAUGUUUCGGUCUCGGCACCGUUGGCAGCGGAGGUCUGAAGAGGGAGAGCGUGCAGCUGCAUCACUACCAGGAUGGGAUUAAAGCAGCAAAGAGGACCCUGCAGAUGGAAAUCCAGACGGCCGUCCAUAAAAUCUAUCAGCAGCUGUCGGUCACACUGGAGAGAGCUCUGCAGGCCAACAAGCACCACAUCGAAGCUCAGCAGCGCCUCCUGCUGGUGACUGUGUUUGCGCUCAGCGUUCGCUACCAGCCAGUGGACGUGUCCCUGGCCAUCUCCAGUGGACUUCUCAACGUGCUUUCUCAGCUGUGCGGCACAGAGACCAUGCUGGGCCAGCCCCUGCAGCUGCUGCACAAACCGGGCGUCUCUCAGCUCAGUACGGCCCUGAAGGUGGCCGCCACCCGCCUGCUGCAGAUCCUGGCCAUCAGCACCGGGACCUAUGCGGACAAGCUGAGUCCCAAAGUGGUCCAAUCCCUGCUGGACCUGCUGUGCAGCCAGCUGAAGAACCUGCUGUCCCAGGCAGGAGGGGGGCGGCUGUCUGUGGGGAAGGACGAGGAAGACGGCAAGCAGGACGACAGCCCCGAAUCCGAGAAGAAGGACUUCAGAGCUCUAAUCAGAAAGCAGCACACUGCAGAGCUCCACCUGGGGGACUUCCUGGUCUUCCUACGGAGGGUGGUCUCCUCCAAGGCCAUCCAGUCCAAGAUGGCUUCUCCCAAAUGGACGGAGGUUCUGCUUAACAUCGCGGCUCAGAAGUGCUGCUCAGGGGUCCCUCUGGUGGGGAACAUGAGAACUCGGCUCCUGGCUCUGCAUGUCCUGGAGGCCGUCCUGCCGGCCUGCGACGUCAACAUGGAGGAAGACCAGCUGUCCCAGGUGGUGGAGCGGCUCUUCUCUCUGCUCUCAGACUGCAUGUGGGAAGCUCCGGUAGCUCAGGCCAAACAUACCAUCCAGAUCAAAGAAAAGGUCCAGGAGCUGAAGCUCCAGGGGGAUGCAGAAGAGGAAGAUGAGAACCUUCCUGUUCAGGAAGUUUCCUUUGACCCGGAGAAGGCUCAGUGCUGCGUGGUGGAGAACGGCCAGGGUCUGACCCACGGCAGCGGAGGGAAAGGUUACGGCCUGGCCUCCACUGGGAUCUCCUCAGGAUGCUACCAGUGGAAGUUCUACAUCGUGAAGGAGAACCGAGGAAACGAGGGAACAUGUGUGGGAGUGUCCAGGUGGCCCGUCCACGACUUCAACCACCGCACCACGUCCGACAUGUGGCUGUACCGGGCGUACAGCGGAAACCUGUAUCACAACGGGGAGCAGCCGCUGACGCUGAGCAGCUUCACACAGGGAGACUUCAUCACCUGCGUCCUGGACAUGGAGGCCAGGACCAUCUCCUUUGGCAAGAAUGGGGAGGAGCCCAAACUGGCCUUUGAAGAUGUGGACGCAACAGAGCUUUAUCCGUGCGUGAUGUUCUACAGCAGCAACCCAGGAGAGAAGGUGAAGAUCUGUGACAUGCAGAUGAGGGGAACGCCACGCGACCUCCUCCCCGGCGAUCCUGUCUGCAGCCCCAUGGCCACCGUUCUGGUGGAGGCCACAACCCAGCUGAUCCGCAUUCUGCACCGCACCGAUCACUGGACCCAUCGCAUCAACAAGAUCAUGAUCGAGCGGCUGCACAAGAUCAAGCCCUGCUUCAGGGAUGCGGCCGGCGCCUCGGGGGGCAGCGGGGGCCAGAGGCUGAAGAAGAGUCGCUCGGUUCAGAGCCGGGAGGAGCACGACGCCCAGAGGGAGAGCCAGGAGACGCCCACUAAGACAGAGGAGGACAGAGGGAGGCACGGCCGGCAGCACGGGCUGGGGGAGCUGUCUGAGCAGCACCUGAGGAGCCUGUGCACAGACGUGUGGCCGGUGCUGGCCGUGAUCGGCGGGGCGGACGCCGGGCUCCGGGUGGGAGGCAGGUGUGUGCACAGACAAACCGGGAGACACGCCACCCUGCUGGGGGUGGUGAAGGAGGGCAGCAGCUCGGCGAAGGUCCAGUGGGACGAGGCUGAGAUCACCAUCAGCUUCCCAACUUUUUGGUCGCCUAGUGACACUCCGCUCUACAACUUGGAGCCCUGUGAGCCGCUGCCAUUUGACGUUGGACGACUGCGGGGCCUCACCGCGUCGCUGUUGUUAGACCUCACCUACCUGACCAGCAUCCACGAGGAGACCGCCACCAAACUCGGCACAAGGCGCCACGAGAAGAAGCACCGCAACGCUGCCUCUGUGGGGCACGAUCCGAUCGGCACAGAGGACAAGCCGGACGGCGAGGGCCAUGGCCGCAUGGAGCAGAGGGCGAGUAAUGGAGCCGCUGUCGCGGUCUCCUCUGAGCUGAGGGUGUCUCACAGCCUGGAGGAGGUCAAAGCUCACCUGGCGCCAAACUCCAAGUCUGAGAGCGAAAUCUCGUCUGUGGCUGGGGGCGGGAACGAAACCCUCUUCAGUUCAACUCCUAAUACUGAGGGGGGCAGGAAGAAAGGCCACGAGCACGGCUCCAGAAGCCACGAGCCGGCCGCCAUCAGCACGCAGUCCGAGAUCCACGCCGUGCAGCUGUCCUACCUCUACCUGGGAGCCAUGAAGACCCUGAGUGCUCUGCUGAGCUGCAGCAAGUAUGCAGAGCUGCUCCUCAUCCCCAAGGUGUUACCAGAAUCAGCUCCCAGCGGCCAUAACGCCGAUCUGAACGCCGGCGCCCCCAGCAGCGCCGCGCCCACCUCGCCCGUCUGCCAGGAGGAGGUGGAUAUGCGGGCCGCCCUGCAGUUUCUGAUGCGCCACAUGGUGAAGCGCGCUGUGAUGCGCUCCCCAAUCAAGCGGGCCCUGGGGCUGGCGGAUCUGGAGAGAGCGCAGGCCAUGAUCUACAAACUGGUGGUGAACGGGCUGCUGGAAGAGCCCAGCGGGGGAAAGACCAAGCUGGGAGUGAGGAGUGACCCUGAGGGGGAGGGGGAGGUCCCUGAGGGGGAGCAGCUGGCUCAGACCCCCAUCACCACCAGCCCCUCAGCCUCCAGCACCACCUCCUUCAUGAGCUCCUCCCUGGAGGACACCACCACGGCCACCACGCCCGUCACCGACACAGAGACCGUCCCUGCCUCCGAGUCUCCUGGCGUCAUGCCGCUCAGCCUCCUCAGGCAAAUGUUCUCCAGCUACCCCACCACCACCCUGGUCCCGACCCGGCGAGCCCAGACUCCGCCCGUGUCUUCUCUGCCGACGUCUCCGUCAGACGAGGUGGGCCGCAGGCAGAGCCUCACCUCUCCGGACUCCCAGCCCAGCAGGCCUCAGAACCGAGCCGGAACAUCUCUGUCAGACCCCAGCAGCAGGCUGUCCACCUCCCCCCCACCACCGGCCAUCGCCGUGCCUCUGCUGGAGAUGGGCUUCACCCUGCGUCAGAUCUCUAAAGCUCUGGAAGCCACAGGUGCUCGAGGAGAAGCGGACGCCCAGAACAUCACGGUGCUCGCCAUGUGGAUGAUCGAACAUCCUGGCACAGACGACGAGCGGGACGAGCCCCACGCCAGAAACGGCACGCUUGGAGGCGACGGCUCCGACUCCUCCUGUCCAGGAGCAAUGGCGUCCACUGGAGGAAAAUCCUUGGAGAGGAACUCGUACCUGUGUUCUCCUGCAGACGUUGCCGGCGCUGAUGCGUCAGAGAUGGAGGAGGGCUUCAGUGAGAGUCCUGAAGGUCUGGAGCAGGACAGCGCAUCGGCGUCCAGUGGCGCCCCCAUCGGUAGACGCUCUGCAGCUGGACGCAAGCACCGCUUUGACCUGGCUGCACGCACGCUGCUGGCACGCGCUGCCGGGCUGUACCGCUCGGUUCAGGCCCACCACAGCCAGUCCCGUCGGGACGUCUCUGCUCUGCAGCAGCAGCAGCAGGAUCCGGGUGCCUUAUAUGACUUCAACCUGGACGAGGAGCUGGAGAUGGACCUGGACGAGGAGACCAUGGAGGCCAUGUUUGGCCAGGACCUAGCCAGCGACACGGACAUUCUGGGAAUGUGGAUCCCGGAGGUACUGGACUGGCCAACAUGGCACGUCUGUGAGGCCGACGACCGCGACGAGGUGGUGGUGUGCGAGCUCUGCGAGGCCAACGUGGCCAACUUCAACCAGCACAUGAAGAAGAGCCAUCCCGGCUGCGGGCGCAGCGCCAACCGGCAGGGUUACCGAAGCAACGGCUCGUACGUAGACGGCUGGUUCGGAGGAGAGUGCGGCAGCGGGAACCCGUACUACCUGCUGUGUGGGAGCUGCAGGGAGAAAUACCUGGCCAUCAAGAGCAAGGCCAGAGUCCCCGCCGUGGAGAGGUACAAGGGUCAGGCGCCAGACCUCCUGGGGAAACAGGACAGCGUUUACGAAGAGGACUGGGACAUGCUGGAUGUGGACGAAGACGAGAAGCUGACGGGGGAGGAGGAGUUCGAGCUGUUAUCUGGUCCGUUGGGUCUGAGCGAGCGAAGGAUCGUUCCUGAGCCCGUCCAGUUCCCUGACAGCGACCCCCUGGGGGCCUCCAUCGCCAUGGUGACGGCCUCCAACAGCAUGGAGGAGACACUGCUGCAGAUAGGAUGUCAGACCUCGGUGGAUAAGAGCUCCUCAGGCAGGAUGACGCUGGGAGAGCAGGCCGCCGCCCUCCUGAACCCCCACGACCGCGUCAUGGCGCUGAGGAGGGUGACGGCUGCAGCUCAGGUGCUGCUGGCCAGGACCAUGGUGAUGAGGGCGCUGUCCCUGCUGUCUGUCAGUGGGUCCAGCUGCAGCCUGGCUGCAGGACUCGAGUCCCUCGGCCUAACCGACAUCAGGACUCUGGUCCGACUCAUGUGCCUUGCCGCUGCGGGUCGAGCCGGCCUCUCCACCAGUCCGGCAGCGGGUCUGGGCCACUCGGAAAGGCCCCGGGGGACAAGCAAGGCCAGCAAACCCAUCUCCUGUCUGGCCUAUCUGAGCACAGCCGUGGGCUGCCUGGCCUCCAACAGCCCCAACGCCGCCAAGCUGCUGGUGCAGCUCUGCACACAGAAUCUGAUCUCUGCAGCCACCGGCAUGAACCUGACCACGGUGGAUGACCCCAUCCAGAGGAAGUUCCUGCCCAGCUUCCUGCGCGGCGUGGCUGAGGAGAACAAGCUCAUCACAUCCCCGAACUUUGUGGUGACGCAGGCCCUGGUGGCCCUUUUGGCCGACAAGGGGGCCAGGCUGCGGCCGGUCUACGACAAGGCCGACCUGGAGAAAAGAGGCCCUCUGGAGCUGGCCAACGCUCUGGCGGCCUGCUGCCUGUCAUCCAGGCUGUCCUCUCAGCACCGUCAGUGGGCAGCCCAGCAGCUGGUCCGCACGCUGGCGGCCCACGACCGCGACAACAACCAGAGCCGUCCGCAGACCUUCGCUGAUAUGGCGGGGGACCUGCGGAAGUGCUCCUUCAUCAAGCUGGAAGCCCACCAGAGCAGGGUCAUCACCUGCAGCUGGUGCAGCAAGAAAGGCCUGCUGGCUACCAGCGGCAAUGACGGGACGGUCCGAGUGUGGAACGUGACGAAGAGCCAGUACACGCUGCAGCAGACCUGCGUCUUCAACAAGGAUGAUGGCUCCUCGGAGGACGGGAUGUCCGGUCUGGGCUCCCCCAGCGACCCCUGCCUGUCUCCUCUGGCCUGGAGUGUGACUGGAAGAUAUCUGGCAUCAGCCAUGGAGAAAAUGGUCAACAUCUGGCAAGUUAACGGCGGUAAAGGCCUCCUGGACGUCCAGCCUCACUGGGUGUCAGCGCUGGCGUGGCCGGAAGAGGAGGCAGAGUCUUUGUGGUGCGGGGAGCCCAAAGAUAUGCUGCUGGUGGGUCGGAUGGAUGGAUCUCUGGGUCUCAUAGAGGUUCUGGAUGCAGCGGACAUGCACCGCGUGGAGCUGGAGCACUGCUACAGGAAGGAUGUGGCAGUGAUGCACAUCGCCUGGUUCAGAGAGGACCGUCCGUUCGCCGUGGGCUACGCCGACGGAAAGCUGCUGAUCGGCUCCAAAGAGCCGUUGGAGAAAGGAGCCAUCGUGGUCAUCGACGCGCACAAGGAGUCCAUCACCAGUAUGAAGUGGAGCCCAAACGGCCAAAUCUUACUGACCUGCGCUAAGGAGGAGACCGUGAAGCUGUGGGCGGCCUGGGACUGCGAUUCAGGUCGUGGUUCCGGCUGGAGCUGCCUGCAAAGUCUGCGACAUCCGUCCCUGGUUAACAGCGUGGCCUGGUGCGGUCUGUCCGGACGAGGACCGCAGCCCCUCAGCAUGCUCGCCAUAUGCUGCCAGAAUGGCCUGGUCUCUGUCUGGACCGUCCCUCAGGAAAUCCGCCGCUUCCCAGAAGCCUGUAUGUCUGAUUCAGAGGGAGUGUGGGAGCACGACAGCAAACCUAAAGCAAUGAAACCAAAGGUUUUGAUGAACUGGACAGCAGCGUCGUAUCUCCAUCUGUCAGAGACAAUCUGGUUGACGACUAAAACUAAAAUAGUUCUUGUUGUAAAACUUAAAAAAGUCCUCUGGGUCAGAUGUUUAGAUCAGGUUCUGCAAAGACCAGGUAAAGUCAGCGUCUCCUUUCCUCUGCAGCCUCAUGUGGUCUGUGGGGAGCAGCUGGUCCACAGCCCCUACAUGCAGUGUUUGGCCUCGCUGGCCGUGGGCCUCCAUCUGGACCAGCUGCUUUGCCGCCCACCCGUCCCGCCUCACCUCCGGCGCUGUCCCCCAGAGUCCGGUACUGCUGUCUGGACCGCCAGCGAAUGGGCCUGGCUGGAUGGCUUCUCCACCACCAUCAAGGCGGCCGAGGCCCUUGCCCGUCGAGCCACGUUCCCCGACUCCUUCUGCGUUCCCGACCUGGAGCCGGUUCCCAAGGAGGAGAUGGUUCUUGUGAUGGACAACGGGAAAUGGGCGUCUGGGAUGGACGAGCAGAUCAUGUCCUGGGCCACGACCAGACCUGAGGACUGGCACCUGGGGGGGAAAUGUGACGUGUUCCUGUGGGGAGCAGGUCGGCACGGCCAGCUGGCCGAGGCCGGCAGAAACCUCCUGGUUCCGACCACUGCCCCGUCGUUCUCACAGGCCCAGCAGGUGGUGUGUGGCCAAAACUGCACCUUUGUGAUUCAACCCAACGGGUCGGUUCUGGCCUGCGGAGAGGGCAGCUACGGCCGCCUGGGUCAGGGGAACUCUGACGACCUGCACGUCCUGACCAUCAUCUCUGCCCUCCAAGGGUUCGUGGUGACCCAGCUGGUGACGUCAUGUGGCAGCGACGGCCACUCGAUGGCGCUGACAGAGAGUGGCGAGGUCUUCAGCUGGGGGGACGGAGACUAUGGCAAGCUUGGCCAUGGGAACAGCGACCGGCAGCGCCGCCCGCGGCAAAUCGAGGCUUUGCAGGGGGAGGAGGUGGUUCAGAUGUCCUGUGGGUUCAAACACUCGGCCGUGGUGACUGCCGAUGGGAAGCUGUUCACCUUUGGGAACGGAGACUACGGCCGCUUGGGGCUGGGAAACACGUCCAACAAGAAGCUUCCGGAGAAGGUGGCGUCUCUGGACGGGUACCAGGUUGGACAGGUGGCCUGCGGUCUAAACCAUACGUUGGUGGUCUCUGCUGACGGGGCAAUGGUUUGGGCCUUCGGUGACGGCGACUACGGCAAACUGGGACUGGGGAAUUCCACGGCCAAGUCUUCUCCUCAGAAGGUGGAGGUUCUGUGUGGCGUCGGGAUCAAGAAGGUGGCCUGUGGAACCCAGUUUUCCGUGGCGCUGACCAAAGAUGGCAAAGUUUUCACCUUCGGCCAAGACCGCCUCAUCGGGUUGCCAGAAGGCCGAGCUCGGAACCACAACCGACCCCAGCAGGUGCCAGCGCUGUCAGGGAUCCACAUCCAGGAUGUGGCGGUCGGAGCCGAACACACACUGGUUCUGUCGUCCGGCGGAGACGUUUACGCCUGGGGCAGCAACUCAGAGGGACAGCUGGGUCUGGGCCACACCAACCACGUCAGAGAACCAACGCUGGUGACAGCGCUGCAGGGGAAGAACAUCAACCAGAUCUCUGCUGGACGCUGUCAUAGCGCCGCCUGGACAGCUCCCUGCGUGCCGCCACGGGCGCCAGGGUCGUCGGUUCCGCUCCAGCUGGGGCUGCCGCUGGCGGUGCCCCCUCAGUACAGCGGGCUGAAGGAGGUGAGCAUGGAGGCGGUCCGCGCUCGGCUCCGCCUCCUCUACCACUUCUCGGACCUCAUGUACUCAUCAUGGAGGCUGCUGAACCUCAGCCCCAACUACCAGAGCUGCACCUCCCACUACAACGCCGGGACCUGGGGAAUCGUCCAGGGCCAGCUGAGGCCCCUGUUGGCCCCCCGGGUCUACACCCUGCCCAUGGUCCGCUCCAUCGGUAAGACCAUGGUCCAGGGGAAGAACUACGGACCCCAGAUCACCGUCAAACGGAUCUCUACUCGUGGCCGUAAAUGUAAGCCCAUCUUCGUCCAGAUCGCACGGCAGGUGGUGAAGCUGAACGCCUCGGACCUGCGGCUGCCAUCCCGGGCCUGGAAGGUGAAGCUGGUGGGGGAGGGGGCGGACGACGCGGGGGGCGUGUUUGACGACACCAUCACAGAGAUGUGUCAGGAGCUGGAGACGGGCGUGGUGGACCUGCUGAUCCCAUCGCCUAACGCCACCGCAGAGGUCGGCUACAACAGAGACAGGUUCCUGUUCAACCCGUCCGCCUGCCUGGAGGAGCACAUGCUCCAGUUCAAGUUUCUGGGCAUCCUGAUGGGCGUGGCCAUCAGAACCAAGAAGCCUCUAGACCUGCACCUGGCGCCGCUGGUCUGGAAGCAGCUGUGCUGCAUCCCGCUGCAGCUGGAGGACCUGGAGGAAGUGGACCUGCUCUACGUCCAGACGCUGAAGAGCAUCCUUCACAUUGAAGACAGCGGCAUCACCGAGGACAGCUUCCACGAGAUGAUUCCUCUGGAUUCUUUCGUGGGGCAGAGCGCAGACGGGAAGAUGGUUCCCAUCAUUCCGGGAGGAACCAGCAUCCCGCUCACGUUCUCCAACAGGAAGGAGUAUGUGGAGCGAGCCAUCGAGUACCGGCUGCACGAGAUCGACCGACAGGUGGCGGCGGUCCGUGAGGGAAUGUCGUGGAUCGUUCCGGUGCCGCUGCUGUCCCUCCUCACGGCCAAGCAGCUGGAGCAGAUGGUGUGCGGCAUGCCGGAGAUCUGCUGCGACGUUCUGAAGAAGGUGGUCCGGUACCGGGAGGUGGACGAGCAGCACUCGCUGGUCCAGUGGUUCUGGCAGACGCUGGAGGAGUUCUCCAACGAGGAGCGGGUGCUCUUCAUGCGCUUCGUGUCCGGGCGCUCCAGGCUUCCCGCCAACACGGCCGACAUCUCCCAGAGGUUCCAGAUCAUGAGGGUGGACCGGCCCUACGACAGCCUCCCCACCUCCCAGACCUGCUUCUUCCAGCUCCGCCUACCGCCGUACUCCAGCCAGGCUGUCAUGGCCGAGCGGCUGCGCUACGCCAUCAACAACUGCCGCUCCAUCGACAUGGACAACUACAUGCUGUCCCGUAACGUGGACAAUGCCGAAGGCUCCGACACGGACUACUGACCUGCGUCUGCGCCGCGCCUGCCAUGGCGAACUCUUUUACAUCCCUUUGAACCUUCAUUUCUCUCUGUGGUUCAUUUGUUUUUAUUGUGAAAAUCCACAGGAAGUGCAUCGCAUUUUGUUUCCUUCCACAGAGCCGCGUUGGGACGCUGUACAGGACAUCUGAGAGCAGCAGCGCUCAAGUUGUACAUUGUGUAAAAUGCUUCGUUAGGAACAUGUUUGGCAUUGUUUCCAUAUUUAUUGUUUUGGUUGGCCGCAGCAAGUUUCCCAAAGCAAACAAACAAAAAAAAAAAACAAUAAAGAUGCUGCAGAACUGA
This is a messenger RNA of Cyprinodon variegatus (sheepshead minnow), 14946 nucleotides long. RefSeq names its product HECT and RLD domain containing E3 ubiquitin protein ligase family member 1 (gene herc1). Gene Ontology annotation, molecular function: ubiquitin-protein transferase activity; protein binding. Lineage: Eukaryota; Metazoa; Chordata; Actinopteri; Cyprinodontiformes; Cyprinodontidae. Bases 137 to 14632 code for a protein of 4831 amino acids. The record is from RefSeq and is a predicted model, not a curated record. The transcript is spliced from 76 exons.